GCGUGAGAGGAAGGAGCUCGCGCUCGCUCCGCGGUGCGCUGCGGUCCGGUCCGCUCGGAGGAGGCUCGCCGCCCGCGCCGCGGCCCCGCGAAGGUUCGCGAAGCUCAAGCCAAGUCCAAGUCGCCGCCCCGGAGCCGCCCCAGCCGCCGCCGGCGCCGGUCCCCGGGGGCGCCAUGGCGACCGGAGCGAACGCCACGCCGCUGGGUAAGCUGCACCCGCCGGCCGCGGCCCCGCCCGGCCUCCCCCCGGGGCCCGGGCCCAAGCGGGCCUUCGAGCCACCGCCGCCGCCGCCGCCGGGGCGGGGGGGGGGCGGGCCGGGGCCCGGGGCGGGGCUGCCGCUGGGGCCUGUGGGCCCGGGGCUGAUGGCGGCGCCGCUGGCCGCGGCCUUCCCCUUCGCGGCGCUGCCGCCGCCUCCCCCGCCGCCACCGCCCGCCGCCGCCGCCCCUGGCCCGACCUCCGGGCCCCCGCCGCAGCCGCCCCCGCCGCCGGGCCCCGCGUACCCGCAGGCGCAGCCGCCCCCUCCGCCGCCGCCGCCGCCUCCUCCACCGCAGCCGCCCCAGCCGCCGCCGCCGCCGCUCUUCCAGCACGUGUCUCCACCGCAGCCGCCGCCGCAGCCGCUCCAGGACCCGCAGCCGGGCCCGGCCGGCGGGGGAGGAGAUUUCCCCAAUAAGAAGCGGAAGAGGAGCCGCUGGAAUCAGGACACGAUGGAACAGAAGACCGUGAUCCCGGGCAUGCCUACUGUGAUCCCCCCGGGCCUGACGAGGGAGCAAGAAAGAGCUUACAUAGUGCAACUGCAGAUAGAAGACCUGACUCGCAAACUGCGCACAGGAGACCUGGGCAUCCCCCCUAACCCUGAGGACAGGUCCCCUUCCCCUGAGCCCAUUUACAAUAGCGAGGGGAAGCGCCUCAACACGAGGGAAUUUCGAACCCGGAAGAAGCUGGAGGAAGAAAGACACAACCUCAUCACCGAGAUGGUGGCGCUCAAUCCCGACUUCAAGCCUCCUGCAGAUUACAAACCUCCAGCGACCCGGGUAAGCGACAAGGUGAUGAUUCCGCAAGAUGAGUAUCCAGAAAUCAACUUUGUGGGACUUCUCAUUGGACCCAGGGGCAACACCUUGAAGAAUAUUGAGAAGGAGUGCAACGCCAAGAUUAUGAUCCGGGGGAAAGGAUCUGUGAAGGAAGGCAAAGUCGGGCGCAAAGAUGGACAGAUGCUGCCCGGGGAGGAUGAGCCCCUCCAUGCCCUGGUUACUGCCAAUACCAUGGAGAAUGUCAAAAAGGCAGUGGAACAGAUCCGGAACAUUCUGAAGCAGGGCAUUGAAACCCCAGAAGACCAGAAUGAUCUCCGGAAGAUGCAGCUUCGAGAGUUAGCCCGCCUGAACGGCACUCUGCGGGAGGAUGACAACAGGAUCUUAAGACCAUGGCAGAGCUCAGAGACCCGAAGCAUCACCAAUACCACGGUCUGCACCAAAUGUGGAGGGGCUGGCCACAUUGCUUCAGAUUGCAAGUUCCAAAGGCCUGGUGACCCGCAGUCGGCCCAGGACAAAGCCCGCAUGGACAAGGAGUACCUGUCUCUCAUGGCAGAGCUGGGCGAAGCUCCGGUUCCAGCUUCUGCCGGCUCGGCCUCUGGGCCCGCCGCCGCCCCGCUGGCCAGCGCACCUCGGCCUGCCGCCCCUGCCAACAACCCGCCGCCGCCGUCUCUCAUGUCCACCACCCAGAGCCGCCCGCCAUGGAUGAACUCGGGGCCCUCGGAGAAUCGCCCGUACCACGGGAUGCACGGCGGAGGGCCCGGUGGCCCCGGCGGCGGGCCUCACAACUUCCCACACCCGCUGCCCAGUCUGACGGGGGGGCACGGUGGUCACCCCAUGCAGCACAACCCCAACGGGCCCCCGCCCCCCUGGAUGCAGCCGCCGCCACCGCCGAUGAACCAGGGGCCCCACCCACCUGGGCACCAUGGCCCUCCUCCAAUGGAUCAGUACCUGGGAAGUACGCCUGUGGGCUCUGGGGUCUAUCGCCUACAUCAAGGAAAAGGUAUGAUGCCGCCGCCGCCUAUGGGCAUGAUGCCGCCGCCGCCGCCUCCCAGUGGGCAGCCCCCACCCCCUCCCUCUGGCCCUCUUCCCCCAUGGCAGCAGCAGCAGCAGCAGCCUCCGCCUCCCCCGCCGCCCAGCAGCAGUAUGGCUUCCAGUACCCCCUUGCCAUGGCAGCAAAAUACGACGACUACCACCACGAGCGCUGGCACAGGGUCCAUCCCGCCAUGGCAACAGCAGCAGGCGGCUGCCGCAGCUUCUCCAGGAGCCCCUCAGAUGCAAGGCAACCCCACUAUGGUGCCCCUGCCCCCCGGGGUCCAGCCGCCUCUGCCGCCCGGGGCCCCCCCCCCUCCGCCGCCUCCGCCACCUGGUUCCGCCGGCAUGAUGACCCGUCCCCGCGGCGGUGGCCCGCGCCAUGCGACUGAGGACUUUCCGCGCCCAUUGGUGACCCUUCCGGGGAGACAGCCUCAGCAGCGCCCCUGGUGGACGGGAUGGUUCGGCAAAGCGGCCUGACUUAUUUUUGUGGACGGAAUCGGAACGCGCUGGCUCCAUAUCGUGAAUUUUUUAUUAUUUUUUUUUUCUUCCUCUUCCUUUGUAUUUCCUUCUCUCUUCUUCCCUCAGACUCCGUCCAAGGAGAUGCUGUCCCCCGUCUUCUGCUGCAAUUAGCCCCCUUUCCUCCUCCCCAGGCCUAGAUUGUUAGCUUUCUGUAGCGGAGGGAGCAAAUGGAGAUUGCCCUUACGGUGGGCCGGGCGGAAAGGGCGUCGGGGGCCCAGGGCCAGGCUCCUCACUUCUCGGCCGGGGGGGCUUUAGAGCCCAGCCCCUCACGGCCCCCCCCUUGUCGGGGCCCUGGCAAGGGCGGCGGCGGCACGUCGGCCCCCUGCCCGGCCUUCGAUCCCGUUUGCUCCUCCUGCUGACAGAACGUCUUCAUUUUAUUUUAGUCCCAGAUGUCUGAAUGUUUUGUGGUGGGGGGGGAGAGGGUCCCCCCUCUGCUCCCUCCCUCCCCCCUUCCCUCUCCAUGGAGUGAUUAUGUGGACAAUGAUGUGUAAAGCGCUCUCUCCUCCUCACCGCUUUCUCUGCAGAAAUUUCUUUUGGCCUUUUAUUUGGUGUACAAUAAAACACUGCAUUAAAAGGGGGAUGUUCCAUUGAGUAAAACAGCA
Messenger RNA from Antechinus flavipes (yellow-footed antechinus), 3181 nucleotides. RefSeq names its product splicing factor 1 (gene SF1). The record is from RefSeq and is a predicted model, not a curated record. The transcript has 14 exons. Gene Ontology annotation, cellular component: nucleus. Bases 174 to 2537 code for a protein of 787 amino acids. Lineage: Eukaryota; Metazoa; Chordata; Mammalia; Dasyuromorphia; Dasyuridae. Gene Ontology annotation, molecular function: mRNA binding; zinc ion binding. Gene Ontology annotation, biological process: regulation of mRNA splicing, via spliceosome.